CGAGCAGUGGUGCCGUGGUGGCACUCGCCCCAAUCUCCCUCCCAAGCCUCUUCCCUAUCACUCUCAUCCUCUUUCUCCUUUCUCUAUCCCAACCCUAGCCGGCAGCGCCAGCGGCCCCGAUGGCGUCGAUCCCGCCCGACGACGCGCCCGAGAACGGCCAUCGCAACGGCAACGGCCCUUCCCCGCCCGCCGCAAAGCGCCCCCGCGCGGCGCUGAUCUCCGCCGCCGAGAUCCGCACCGAGUUCGCGCACCACGACGCCGCCGUCGCCCGCGUCAACAACGGCAGCUUCGGCUCCUGCCCGGCCACCGUGCUCGACGCGCAGGCGCGCUUGCAGCGCCUCUUCCUCGCCCAGCCCGAUGCCUUCUACUUCGAUAGCCUGCAGCCGGGGCUCGCCCGCUCCCGCGCCGCCGUCGCGGCCCUCGUCAACGCCGGGGACGUCUCCGAGAUCUCCCUCGUCGACAACGCCACCACAGCUGCCGCCAUCGUGCUGCAGCACGCCGCCUGGAGCUUUGCCGAGGGUCACUUCGCCCGGGGCGACGCAGUGCUCAUGCUUCACUACGCCUACGGAGCUGUCAAGAAGUCAAUACACGCCUAUGUUGCCCGCGCGGGGGCCACCGUCGUCGAGGUACCCCUCCCGUUCCCCGUGGCCUCACCCGAUGCUAUCAUUUCCGAGUUCCAUGGCGCCCUCGCCCUUGCAAAGGCCGGUGGUCGCAGGGUCCGGCUCGCGGUUAUUGACCACAUCACCUCCAUGCCCAGUGUUAUCAUUCCAGUCAAGGAGCUUGUCGCCAUCUGCCGGCAAGAGGGCGUUGACAAGGUGUUUGUUGAUGCCGCACACUCCAUUGGCCAAGUCCCUGUGGAUGUGCGUGAUAUCGGGGCUGACUUUUACACCAGCAACCUCCAUAAGUGGUUCUUUUGCCCCCCGGCCGUGGCGUUCUUGCACACCCGCAAAGAUGUUCCAAUGGCCUCUCAGCUCCACCACCCUGUUGUGUCGCACGAAUAUGGCAAUGGGUUGCCUAUGGAGAGUGGAUGGAUUGGAACAAGAGAUUAUAGUGCCCAGAUUGUUGUGCCCGAGGCUAUCACCUUCGUGAACUGGUUUGAGGGUGGGAUUGAGGGGAUACGCACCCGGAACCAUGAGAAGGUGAUCGAGAUGGGUAAGAUGCUUGCUGAUGCAUGGGGUACGUUUCUUGGAUCGCCACCAGAGUUGUGCGGAAGCAUGGUUAUGGUAGGGAUGCCUAGUUGUCUUGGCAUUGAGAGUGAUGAUGAUGCACUGAGAGUUCGGACCAUGUUGAGGAAUGAUUUCAAAGUGGAGGUGCCAAUAUACUAUAAUACCAGAAGGGUCGAAGCGCAAGAGAUGGCGAGGGAUAAGAAUGGUGAUCCAGUGACAGGGUACGUAAGGAUCUCACACCAGGUUUACAAUGUGAAGGAGGAGUACGAGAGACUGAGAGAUGCUGUCAAUAAGCUUGUUGCCGAGAGAUUCACCAGCAGCAAAUUGCGGCCAUCUGAGAAGCAAGAGACUCUGGCGUGAUGACAUUACAUCCCAGACAGCACUCCAUCCUAAGAUGCUGUGGCCGACUACUUAGGUGUGGAUCUGUGCCACAGCCAGUGCUGCACUGUGGUCUAGUUCUUCCAUAGCUCCAUGGCAUCGCCAGUUGAUGUAGUGUACUUUCACAAACUGACAAGUUUUGUAUUUGCACUCGCAAUAACGUGCACUGGCAUGUAUUGUCUGUACCCCUGCAUUUUCGAGCUGUAAUGUAAGAAUAAUCUGAAUACAAGGAGACUUGUAGCUGUUGUAGAUUGAUUGCUGGUUACAGACUGAUAGUAUCUAGUGGCAGUGGAUUGCUGUGGUAGUCUGUUUACCUAGCCAUUUGUAUUGUCAUCGCCCAGGAGAAUGGAUAAAACAUGUUUAGUCAUGAAGUUA
Molecule: messenger RNA, 1919 nt
Organism: Brachypodium distachyon (stiff brome)
Lineage: Eukaryota; Viridiplantae; Streptophyta; Magnoliopsida; Poales; Poaceae
Product: putative L-cysteine desulfhydrase 1
Exons: 2
Coding region: 120-1526 (468 amino acids)
Source: RefSeq, a predicted model, not a curated record